AUGGGUGAUUUUCUAUCAAUUCUGACCCGUUUAUAUUUUCAUCAUCUUUUAGAGUUUCAGCACACUCUCUGGCACCAGCAUGAACAGUUCAGAUAUACUCGUGAUAUAUCAUUCCUGCAUCCAGUCAAAAUAUAUCUUGGUGCAAAGUUUGAUGUUGGUCGGAGAGUCCAAAAGUUUUUACGUGUCUAUAGGAACAGCCAUUUAGUGAUUGAGACAUCACAGCAAAUCAGUGAUGUGCCCUAUGGUGACUACUUCAAAGUAGAGGGGAUAUGGGAUGUGCAGCAACUCAGCGGUGAGACUGGCUGCAUUCUGCGUGUGUAUAUUAAUGUGGCAUUCUCGAAGAAAACCAUGUUUAGAGGCAAAAUAGAGCAAUCAACAAAAGAUGAAUGUCGAGAAGUUUAUGCGCUUUGGAUUAACAAUAAACUGGAAGACACAAUUUCCACUAAUGUUGGAUUGGGUAGCUCUUCAGAGCCAGCUGGAGAUUUAAUGCAUAAUGUGAUUUUUGAAGAGAUCAUAGAAACUGUGUCUGAUAAGAUCUCUCCACAAAGUGAAAGCCCAAUGACAGUGAACCUUGAAAAAUGGAGAUCAGCAUUGGUCAUUUUCAGAGAAGCAUGGGCUUCACUGUGUUCAUAUUGUGGCAGUCAAAGUCUUCUUCCCUUCGUAAUUGCUGCUGCAUUUCUUGCAGUCCUCAUUUUGAUGCAGGUUAGCAUCAUAGUUAUACUGACAAGAGUUCCUGAAGUCCGCAUAGUUACCGAAGGAAACUAUAUAAGCGGCCCUGGUAGUUACAAUUUAGAGAAUGCAGAGUGGUUGGAGAGACGUUUCAACUACCUAAAGGAGGAAAUGCUUAUGUUAGAAAGUAGGAUGGAGAGGAUGCGCCAUGAGUAUACAUUGUUGAAGGCAACGCUACAAAGCAUUGAGAAGUUAAAACCCAAAUCAUAACAGUCCCUUAUGUUAUCAAGCACACAAAUUUAGGGGGCAUGCCGGACAUUCAGUUCCUGUGGAAAUACUACACUUUAUACUCCUAAAGGAAAGGCUUGCCCUCAUCUCUGUUUAAAUUCAUCUGGUGUAUAUUUUGUGCCUUCAGUUCCUUUUAUGUAAAAUUUUACUUGUUUCAAGCAUAAUAUAUGAAAAGCUGUAAUCUCAAAAAUUGUGAAUAUAACCUCAAUUAAAUCCUUACAGUAAACAGGGGAUGAUAUAACCCAAUUGAUGCAGUUAACCAUAGUUUAAUUUCCUCUUUAUUGGGGGUUCUCA
This is a messenger RNA of Dioscorea cayenensis subsp. rotundata (Guinea yam), 1251 nucleotides long. RefSeq names its product protein VASCULAR ASSOCIATED DEATH 1, chloroplastic-like. The record is from RefSeq and is a predicted model, not a curated record. The transcript is spliced from 10 exons. Lineage: Eukaryota; Viridiplantae; Streptophyta; Magnoliopsida; Dioscoreales; Dioscoreaceae. Gene Ontology annotation, biological process: negative regulation of programmed cell death. The coding region runs from base 1 to 939 and encodes 312 amino acids.